Daldinia caldariorum is the source of this 1674-nucleotide messenger RNA. Its product is annotated as MFS general substrate transporter. The record is from RefSeq and is a predicted model, not a curated record. The coding region runs from base 1 to 1674 and encodes 557 amino acids. Gene Ontology annotation, biological process: transmembrane transport. Gene Ontology annotation, molecular function: transmembrane transporter activity. Gene Ontology annotation, cellular component: membrane. NCBI's taxonomy places the organism in Eukaryota, Fungi, Ascomycota, Sordariomycetes, Xylariales, Hypoxylaceae. The transcript is spliced from 5 exons.
AUGGGUGUGACCAAGGCAUCAGCAGCAGAAGUCGCAUAUGCAAUCCCGCCGCCAAAUACCCACCGUGAAGGGCACGACGGCAAUGGCGGCAGAGACAUCGCAGCUUCGUUCCUCGCUAAAGCCGUUGCGGAGCAGAGAAUAUCCGUGACUCCGGCGGAGUCGGCGCGUGUCCUACGCCGCAUCGACAUCGUCAUACUUCCUAUCAUGCUGACGGUCUACUUUCUGCAGGGACUGGACAAGACAACGCUUGCGUACGCUUCCGUGUUCGGUCUGAUCGAGGACACGAGACUCGUAGGCGAUCAGUACAGCUGGCUGGGCAGCAUCGUGUACUUGGCGCAGCUCGUUAUGCAGCCGCCUCUGGCGUGGUUGCUCGUGCGCCUCCCUAUCGCCAAAUUCACGAGCGCUAUGGCGUUGCUCUGGGGCGUGUCGCUUACCUGUAUGGCGGCUGCGCAUAACUUCGGCGGCCUACUAGCGACGCGUUUCUUCCUAGGCGUGUUCGAGGCGAGCGUUGCGCCUAGCUUUGUCGCUAUCACUCAGAUGUGGUGGAGAAGACGAGAGCAGACUGUUAGAACCAGCUAUUGGUAUGCCAUGAAUGGAUUCACGAAUAUGUUUGGCAGUUUGAUCACUUACGGCUUGGGCCAUAUAUCGUCACCAUUGCAUUCCUAUCAGAUCAUAUUUCUAUUCUUCGGAAUCAUAACAAUCGUAUUCAGCUUCGUCAUGUUGGCCUUCAUGCCAGAUUCGCCGGUAGAAGCAAAGUUCCUAAGCGAGAAGGACAAGCUGAUAGCCGUCGAGCGCUUGCGCAUGAACCAAAUGGGCGUCGUAUCCCGCGAGUGGAGAAGCGAUCAUCUCAAGGAGUCACUCUUGGAUCCAAAAUCGUGGCUCUGGUUCGCACUAAUGUUCUCAAUCAGCAUCCCGUCCGGUGGCAUCUCGACGUUCGGGCCGUUGAUAGUGAAGACUUUUGGAUUCGAUCCAUUCGGAACUAUCCUCUUCAAUAUCCCUUUCGGGUUCGUACAACUAGUCGCAACUGUUGGCGGGGCAUUUAUAGCUCAAAAGAUCAAGAAGAAGGGGCCUGUCAUCGCUGCGCUUUGUAUACCCCCUAUAGCGGGCUGCGUGAUGCUCAUGGUACUUCCCCGAGACGCACCUCACCGAGCGCCCCUUUUGGCCGGUUACUACCUUAUUUCCGUUUAUCCCGGCAUCACUCCGCUCAUUUACUCGUGGGCAUCUCAAAACACAGCUGGAGAUACCAAGAAGAAAUGUACUAAUGCUGUGCUUUUUAUCGGCCAGUCCGUAGGAAACGUGAUUGGCCCAUUGCUCUACUCACAGAAGGAAGCCCCGGGCUACGCUAAGGGCUUGCGUUCCAACCUGGCACUCUAUAUCGUAAUCAUCAUUUUAACUGUGAUCACUACGACGUAUCUCAAGAUUCUAAACGCAAGCCACGCCAAGAGACGUGUGGCCAUGGGUAAAAGCGCAAUUAUCGUCGAUACUAGCUUGGAUUCUUCAGAGGAUGCCGCAGCAACGCAGCAAAGAAACGACGAUGGCAUCAGGAGCGCAGCUAACACCGAGGAAGGCGAUGUGACGGCUACAGCUUCGACCAAAGAUGUGGAAAAACCUGGUGACCGAGCGUUUGAGAACUUAACUGACCUCCAAAAUGAGGAGUUUGUCUUUGUCUUUUGA